AUGACGUCUCUCCCGAGUUAUUCGGCCACUUCAGGUCGAACGCGGUCAUCCGAUAGCCCUAUAUCCACCUCCCGGGACGACGAGCUCUCGAGAUCGGAUACGAAUAGCCCUUCGUCGACCGAAUCCACCGGCGACACCGGGACCGUCUUCCUCAAUCAGCCCGAGGAGGGCAGGUCUACCAGCGAGCCCCCGAUCUCAACCCUGAGCGCUGUUGACUCAUCCAAUGAUGAACCUCGAAAAUGCUGGAUCUGUUAUACCGACGAGACGGAGGACUCGCUAUUAAAUACCGAAUGGCGCUCGCCGUGCCCCUGUGCCUUGACGGCCCACGAAGCUUGUCUUCUGGACUGGCUCGCCGACCUAGAAAACCCCCGAUCCCGCAAACGCAACGGCCGCAACACCAAGAUGGUGUGCCCCCAGUGCAAAUCCGAAAUCGUGGUCUCGCGCCCGCGCAGUUAUAUUGUGGACAUUGUCCGGUUGUUUGAGCGGUUCGCCGGCCGGCUGGUUCUACCCGGUAUGGUUUUCACACUGGCGGGGACAGUCUGGGCGGGAUGCUGCGCGCACGGUGUAUAUUCCAUGUAUUUUGUUUUCGGGACCGAGGAGGCGCGGCAGAUCCUAGAAGAGUCCGCAGAUGCCUCGUGGAAUUCGGGCCUCAAUUUGGGACUACCGCUCAUCCCGUUGGUAUUGAUAUUCUCGCGAACACGUUACGCCGAGGGCUUACUCCCUGCCAUUCCCGUCCUAUUUUUCGCAACGCACAACCCCGGUCACGAGCCCGAGCUCGACUUUUGGCCCCCUAGCCCAGCCAUGACCUUUGCGGCCCUUCCUUAUAUCAAGAGCUUCUACAGCGCAAUCUACGAGCGAUUCUUCGGCAAGUUGGAAAGAAAAUGGAUUGUGGAAGUGCAACCACGUCAGUCCGAUGUCAACGAGUUUGACGACAAUGCGCCGCCCGAAGCACAGGAGCCGGCAGACCCGGUAAGAAACGAUAACGGUCGGGUAUUGAUGGAAAUUGAUUUUGAGCUGCAGGUUGGAAUGGGAGAUGACGAUGGCGAGGGGAUUCAGGGUGACUUUGGCUUCCAGGCCGGAGGGGAUCAAGAGGCGCACGGAGGACCGCCAGGAGAGGAGCAAGGCGCGGGUGCAAUGGGGGGAAAUGGACAGGCCUUGGGCCUGGGUCGGCGCGACGAUCUCAUAAACGAGACCAGCAACCUCGCCGACAUCGUCCUCGGAGCGCUUGCAUUCCCCGCCAUAUCUGCCUCCGUCGGAGGACUUUUGAAAUACGUCCUGCCGAAGACUUGGACGACAGCGCCUUCGACUCUUGAGCGUGGUCGACCGGGCCUGCUACAGAGCCGAUGGGGCCGCAGCGUGAUUGGCGGCUGCGUUUUUGUACUCCUGAAAGAUGCAUUGGUUCUCUACUGUCGAUGGAAAUUGGCCCAGACCCAUCGACGACGAAAGGUCCUUAAUUACGACCGGGCCAAGAAGCAAGUGGCUCGGCAACGAUCAACCUCUUGA
Messenger RNA from Aspergillus affinis, 1503 nucleotides. RefSeq names its product RING finger domain protein. Lineage: Eukaryota; Fungi; Ascomycota; Eurotiomycetes; Eurotiales; Aspergillaceae. The transcript has a single exon. The record is from RefSeq and is a predicted model, not a curated record. Gene Ontology annotation, molecular function: zinc ion binding. Bases 1 to 1503 code for a protein of 500 amino acids.